GAAUGGGAUUUCAUUCUCAAUGGAAGAAGAGAAAAUGGAUGUCAUUCCACGAAGAAUGGGGCAUGGGACAGUUGGAACCCGAAUGGCCCAUUCCGAUUCCAACCCCUAUUCCCGCGAACCAAAUGAACCCUAAGAUUUAUUUGUGGGUUUAUCUACCAUAUAACCAUAAUGGGUAUCUUAAUCAUUCCACUUUAUCCAACUGCUUCCAGCCAAUUCUAUACAUGUCUAAUUGCAUUACUAACACCUUGAACCUUGUCCCACCCAGGAAAUCUCAGCUUUCGUUUAUCCCACCAGAGUUUAUCUAACCAGAUAACCAUAAUGGAUUACUCAAUCUUGGAGGUCUCUAUGUUGAAUCCAGCGAUCAGCAAUCCUCUUACAGUUUCAAGGGGUUGUGCUCGGAAGCGGAUCGAUCAUUUUGGAUUGAUUGAGACAAAGAGAUAAGUUCUGGGCUUCAAAACCACUGGUAAGAAGUUGAAGGAAUGAUGGAAGAUAAUUAUAGACGAAAGGAAGUAGAAGCCAGGGACCAUGUUUCAGUUGAAAUCGAGCACCAAAAUCAAAACGUGGAGCUUGUGGCUAAAAUAAAAAAGAAGAUAGAAACUGUAUCACCUUCUCGUUGCAUUUGCAGAGUCCCCAUGGAGCUUCGCCAGGAAGACAACGAGAAGAUAUAUACACCUCAUUUGGUCUCAAUCGGCCCUCUUCACCAUAACAAACAGGAGCUGCGAGGCAUGGAGGAGCAUAAACUGCGCUACCUACACUCACUUCUGUGUCGGAAGCCAACGCUGGAGGCAACAUUAGAUUCGUGCGUCAAAGCGAUUAAAGAGUUGGAACAAAGAGCUCGAAAAUGCUACGAAGGGGAUAUCGAGCUCAGGAUUCUCAGCAGCGAUGAGUUCGUAGAAAUGAUGAUACUUGAUGGUUGCUUUAUCAUCGAGCUCUUCCUCAAGUAUGCAAUUAAGGGACUGAGACGCAAAGGCGACCCUCUGUUCAGUAAGAAGUGGGUGCUCUCUCGUCUAAGGUGUGAUUUGCUGUUGCUCGAAAACCAGCUCCCUCUGUUUGUCCUUCGGAAUCUGUUUGAUCUCCUCCCUGUUCCAAAACAAUGUGCUCAGUCUCUCCCUGAGCUUGCCUUCCGUCUCUUCGAGAAAAUAAUCCCAGGAUAUAAACAAGCUCUUCAGAAGAAAUUCAUCGAAGAAGGCACUCACUUGCUUGACUUACUCAGGAACUGUUUGCUCCCCUCUAUCCCGAUACCGAUCCUUUCGAGGCAGCAAGACAAACCCAUCAAUGUUCACUCUGCAACUAAGCUCCGACGUAAUGGGGUUAGUUUCAAGAAAGCCUGGGAGAACAGCUUACUGGACGUGCAGUUGGUUAAUGGCGGUGUGCUUGAAAUCCCACCUGUGGACAUUAAGGAUUACACCGUGACAGAGUCCAUCUUACGGAAUCUGGUGGCGUUGGAGAAGUGUUACAAUGACGAUAGUAUGUACAUCUCUUCUUAUUGCCGGUUCAUGGGUAGCCUCAUCAACUCCCCGACGGAUGUGAGCUUACUCAGUCGAAGAGGAAUCAUCUUGAGAUCUGCUACAGGCACCGAGGAACAGGUGAUUGAUCUGUUCAAAAGUCUAAGCAAGGGGGUCGUCGUCCAUGACUUCUGCUACGCUGGGCUGUGCGAGAAGUUGAAUGCGUACAGGUGCGACGCCAGGCAAGAAUGGUGGACGAAGGUGAAGAAUGCGAACGUGAAGACUCCGAAGUCAUUUCCUCUCUUCGUCGUGAUCAUUAUUCUACUGCUACUUAUCUUCGCUGGAACUCUAUUUUCAAUACUCUCUUUUUUUCUUCGCAAGUCUUAGCCUCUUAGGAGAGAUGAGAGGGUACUGAUUUAUUUGUGGGUUUCUAGCAGAUAAAGGCAACUUUUUGCCUUUAAUAUCAAUAAAAAGUAAUAUUUUUAUA
Messenger RNA from Nelumbo nucifera (sacred lotus), 1932 nucleotides. NCBI's taxonomy places the organism in Eukaryota, Viridiplantae, Streptophyta, Magnoliopsida, Proteales, Nelumbonaceae. The record is from RefSeq and is a predicted model, not a curated record.